Molecule: messenger RNA, 2236 nt
Organism: Oncorhynchus mykiss (rainbow trout)
Lineage: Eukaryota; Metazoa; Chordata; Actinopteri; Salmoniformes; Salmonidae
Product: collagen and calcium-binding EGF domain-containing protein 1
Molecular function (GO): calcium ion binding
Source: RefSeq, a predicted model, not a curated record
AACAGUUGGGACAGGACUCACUACAGUACCGCGAGGAAGUUUUGAGUGUAGUAAUUAAUGUACAGCGUCUCACGUGUUUGACCUCUGAGUAUAAUUAUAAUUUAUAUUAGCUUUAAAUCAGUACAUGUGCUACAUUGAUAAAUUAAAACAUAUAGCUGUUUUGCAGAAGUACAGCGUCUUCGUUCUCGAGGCAUCAAGAAAAUAUAAACAAGGCUGUCACGGAGCUCGCCAGAGACAUGGGCCAGCUUUGCGCUGCAACACUCUUACCAUUUGGUGCCAUCUGCGUUGUUUUUAUUUGGGAUUGUGGUGCCAGUUCUUUAAUAAAAUCAAGAUUUGCAGUGCUCACUUCAGGGGAGGAGUGUCCAGAAAACAAGGUAGUGACAGUGGAGUACCCCUGUAUUACAGCAAGGGGCACGGAUGGCACCUGUCUCAGGAGGAAAUGCUGUGAGGGCUUCAGGUUCGUGAUGGGCCAGUGCAUACCUGAAAAUGUGGAUGUGUGUUCUGGCUCCCCCUGUGAACAGCAGUGCACCGACAACUUUGGACGGGUUGUCUGCACCUGUUACCCCGGAUACCGCUUUGAUCGAGAGAGGCAUCGCAACCACCAGACCUACUGUUUAGACAUCGAUGAGUGUGUGGAGUCUGACGGCAGUGUCUGUGAUCACAACUGCGAGAACACCGUGGGCAGCUUCCUGUGUCGCUGUCACAGGGGUUACAUCCUGGCACCGGACAAGCACUCCUGUAUACCCAGUCACAACCUGAGCUCGUCAGGGAAGUCUGACACCCUGAUGAGUGCUGGCUCCUGCUCCCUCACCUGUCAGGACUUUGUCAACAUGAGGAACAGCCUGCUGCAGCUCAAACUGAGGCUGGGCAGCACUCAGUCACCUAACCAGGUGUUGUCUCCUGGCCUGGCUAACAGCAGUGAUAAGCCGUCUGCUGGGAGGUUGGGGAAAGGUCCUGACACCCCCGCCCUCCCUGGUCCUCCUGGCUCUUCAGGAUCCCGUGGGGUCCCAGGCCAAUCAGGAGUGCCGGGGGAGAAGGGAGAGCCUGGAGAGAGAGGCCUGACCGGCCCCCAGGGGCCACGGGGAGACAUGGGCCCUAUGGGCCCCGAGCCUGACCUGGAGCACAUCAAGAGGGGUCGCAGAGGAGCUGUGGGACCUCCUGGCGCACCAGGCAGAGAUGGACUGAAGGGUGACAGGGGAACUCCUGGUCCCAGAGGUCUACCAGGACCUCCUGGCUCCUUUGACUUCCUCCUGGUCAUGAUGGCCGACAUUCGCAUUGACAUCAUCGAGCUGCAGGAGCAAGUGUUUGGGAAGAGGCGGGGCCUCUCCUUAGACAACCCGCCCCACUCCAGCGGAGAGACAGGGUUCGGAGAGUGGAGCUCCGGACAAGGAGAGCUCAUGCUCAAUACCUGAACUCCAUAACCCUGACCACGGCAACUGUCACUCAAAACGAUAAGCCAAAGGGAACUAAUUAAUCAACUGGCUCUUGUAAAGCAGAGACAUUGACCUGACUGAACUGACUCCUUUCCUCCAGUGAAACCUUGUCUCUAAAACCCAAAUAGGACUGAAUGAGGUGAGGAGACCUCUGAUCAACUCUCUCCUGUCAGAGACAUAGACUAUAAACAAAUGGAGAGAGAGAGAGGGAGAGAGAGAGAGAAUGGCAAAGAUGGAACCACUGACCGUCCAAACCAAACCACUGCAAGCUUUGCCUUGCCGCCUUGAUGUUUCCUUCUUGACUGGUCCAGUCUGACUGAGGAGAGGGGGUAUGCCUUUGCGUGCAAGGCACAAGGGGGUGAUGGUUGUAGCCCUGUGUGACUGUCUUUGUGCGCUCUGAGCUGAACAGCUUCAAACACAGCAAGGGCUUUAUCGUCUGCAUCUCUUCCUGUUCCUGUCAAAUCUGUACAGUCCAAGGAGAGGAGACUCCGGUCGGUCGCUGCCUGACACUGCUUACCUGCCCUGCAGUGCCUAGAACCAGACUCAGGCCUCAGACUGCACCUGUCCAUGCAACCCAAAUCAACAGCUUUUAUACCGCUGCCACUACACUACAGACUCUCUGAAGCAUCUUUAGAGAUACAAUACAUAUACUAUAUUAGCAAAACUAUGUGGAUACCUGCUCAUCCAACAUUUUUAUUUUUUUAUUUCACCUUUAUUUAACCAGGUAGGCUAGUUGAGAACAAGUUCUCAUUUACAACUGUGACCUGGCCAAGAUAAAGCAUAGCAGUGUGAACAGACAACAC